AUGAUUAAUUUAGAAAAUCAAUUGAAGGAAAUACAACCGGAUUUUGAAGCCGAUAUGAUACCCAUAUCAUUUAUUAUUGUCAAUUGUGAAAAUACUUAUUUUGCUAAAUCAUCAAUCACAAUUAAUGAAAUGCUAGGCAGUGAAUCUCUUCGACAACGUAUUACUAAAGAAUGUGAAAAAGUUGGUAUUGAUUCAACAUUACUUGAUGAACCAUCAAUAACACCAAUUAUUAAUUCUUCACGUACUAUCCAACAAUGGAUAGAUGUUAAUAGUUCAAAAUCUACUUAUAUUAUUUAUAAAUAUAAAAGUGAUUUAUGUAAAAGUCAGAUUGAACAACAAAAUAAAGAAAAAGAUAUUAAUCAAUCACAAUCAUCAAUUACUAUUGAACCAAUUGAUUCUAUGUCAAAUUUAAGACAAAUAAAUAAACAACAAAAACUUCAAAUUGAUGAAUUAUUAUCGUCGAUGAAAAAGAUUAAUGAGAGAAUUGAAAAACAAGAUGUAAAAAUUGAAAAACCAGAUGCUAAAGUUGCACAACAAGAUGCUAAAAUUGCACAACAAGAUGCAAAAAUUGCAGAACGAGAUGCUAAAAUUGCAGAACAAGAUGCUAAAAUUGCAGAACAAGAUUCUCAAAUUGUAGAACAAAAUUCUCAAAUAAAAGUAUUAAAAUUAAAUAUUCAUUCAUUAUUUAUUGCAAUUAAACCAUUAGCUAAUUUAAAUAAAAGAAUAUUAAUAGAAAAUUUUCGAUUGUAUUUAGUGGGUGUGGUGUGGGUGUGAGUGUGGGUGUGGGUGUGGAUGUGGGUGUGGGUGUGGGGGUGGGUGUGGGUGCACCUGUGGCUGCACCCCCGCGCCGACCUCCGCCCGCCACCCCCCACACCCA
Molecule: messenger RNA, 877 nt
Organism: Rotaria sp. Silwood2
Lineage: Eukaryota; Metazoa; Rotifera; Eurotatoria; Philodinida; Philodinidae
Source: the annotation of a GenBank genome assembly